Molecule: messenger RNA, 1619 nt
Organism: Somion occarium
Lineage: Eukaryota; Fungi; Basidiomycota; Agaricomycetes; Polyporales; Cerrenaceae
Source: the annotation of a GenBank genome assembly
GUGACUCUACAAGAGAAAGGAAAUGCACAGUCUCCAAAAUAGUCGGGUCGUGUAUGGCGAACGUGAGAGACGAGAAGAGGAAGUGCUGCAGCGCGCAGAAUGAAAGCAAAGUUGCAAGCCUCCUGGAAUUCACUACAGUCUGCCUCCCUGUAUGGAUUCAGACGACGCCGAUCAUUGAUCCGGUUACGGGCCGGCGACUGUACUUUUGAAAGAAGCGGGGAAGUUCGGACUGGUUUGCUUGCGUUCAGUCUCAUACUCACUCUCCGCCCUGCCGUCUUUCUUUUGGUUUUGUUUUUGUGCCAGAUGUCGCCAACUAUUAAUGUCAAAGGAAAGGAAUCGGGCACUGCCCGUAUCCUCGGUUCAGGAGCUUCAGUCAACGUACCUUUCAGGUGUUGCUGAGUUGUUCGUAUUCCACCCGGUGGAUACCAUCGCAAAGCGUCUGAUGAGCAACAAGACGAAAGUCUCUUUCUCCACGCUUUCUCCCAUUCUCUUCAGGGACUAUGCAACAGCACCUCUUGGCCGAAAACUCCUUUCCUUGUUUCCCGGACUAGGAUAUGCUGCGGGCUAUAAAAUUACCCAACGAAUUUACAAGUACGGUGGACAACCGUUCUUUAAUGAUAUCCUCAGGGCCAACUACAAAACCAACUUCACCAACGCGUUUGGUGAGCGCAAGGGAAUGAUGAUGACGCAAGCAGCUGCGGGUAGUCUCACGGGUAUUGGUGAAGUCGUGCUCCUUCCACUGGACGUCUUGAAGAUCAAGCGCCAGGUUAACCCUGAAGCAUUCCGUGGACGUGGUGUCCUUCGAAUCUUCCUCGAGGAGCGCGGUGCUCUUUACCGAGGAUGGGGCUGGACCAUGGCGCGUAAUGCUCCGGGAUCCUUUGCUUUGUUUGGUGCCUCCGCAAUGACCAAGGACUACCUCUUCGGUCUCCGAGAUUACUCCCAGGCGACUUGGGGACAAAACUUCGUCGCGUCCAUUGCAGGCGCCGUUGCUUCCAUCACUAUCGCCGCUCCUCUCGAUACGAUCAAAACUCGUAUUCAAAAUGCCAAUUUCGAGCACAAAGUUAGCGGCGUAACUAUUAUAAAGGAGCUCGUUCGCAAUGAGGGUGCUACGGCACUAUUCAAAGGACUCACGCCGAAGAUCUUGGUUGUUGGCCCCAAGCUCGUCUUCAGCUAUACCCUCGCGCAGUCACUCAUUCCAUGGUUCGCGAACUACGUCUAAACUCACCAUCAUUAGCGCACUAUUACCGCGCACACACCUACUUUCCGUGCCGUACGCUAUCAUAUAUCGUUCUAGACAUAGAAGUAUCCUAUGGGACCAAAAGUAUUGCUAUGAUUCCGCUACGACGAUCACUCAUCACCACUACAUACUUCGCCGCCGCUUAAGCUUAGAUAGGGUACCUUGGAGAUUUUUUAUAUUGACUUUUAUGGGUGACUAUUUCGCCAGUUGCCCUCUGACUGCCUUCGCUUAGACCUUGUGCCUCCUAAAGUUGCUGAAAGGGAAGAGAAAACCAUAUAAGGUGCGUUGGACUGCAAGUGGUACUCCAAACUCUGCUACACAAGUUAUACAAUCGUUCCGGUUUUGAUACAGCUGACAAGAAAAAUACAAGGACAUGAAGAUG